AAAAACAAAAAAGUUACCACCUACCAACCCCCUCCUCUCCUCCUCUCUUGCUUCUCGUUCCUUCCUCCCACCCCCAUCUUCUCCAACCCCUAUCUCGCCACAACCUUCUUCUCUGUCCACUCGCACUCGGUAGUCGAUGCGUAUUUCAAGAUUAACAUCUGGACCCCACCCUCACCCCGUUCACCAUAGUUCAACCAGAAAACAAACCCUUUUUUUCUUUUUCCUCCUUGUUUAAUACACACAUAUAUAUAUAUAUAUAUAUAUAUUAUAUGGAAGGCCUAGACAAUUCUGUAUCCCAGAUCUGAUAGCAAAUCCAAGACCAUUCUUGUUCGUUCUGGAAUUUUUGAAAUCUAUAGUGAGGAAUGAGAGAUAUGUUCGAAGAUAAGAAAGGUAUAAUUGCGAGCUUCCACCAAAAGAGCCAGAAUCCGCUGCAGCACCAGAAGAAGAGAGAAUGCGUUUCCGAUGAGGGCGACAGUAAGAGCAGCGGGGAGUCCAAGAGGAAGAAAAUGGAGGACAACAGAGACAAGGCUCUGGUGGUCGCCGGCUGCGGUGGCGGAGAUGGGGCCAGCAUCGAGGUGGUGAAGCGGCCCCGUGGCCGGCCGCCUGGGUCCAAGAACAAGCCCAAGCCACCGGUGAUCAUCACCGGGGAGGCGGAGCCGUCCGUCGCGAUGCGCCCCCACGUGCUCGAGAUCCCGGGCGGGCACGACGUGGUGGACUCGCUCGCCCGCUUCGCCCGGCUGCGGAACCUCGGGAUCUGCGUCCUCUCCGGCACCGGCGCCGUCGCCAACGUCGCGCUCCGCCAGCCCUCCCUCCCCGCGCCCCCGCCGCACGGGGCGGUGCCGCCGGCGGGGGCGACCAUCGGGUUCCAUGGCCCGUUUGAGAUCCUGUCCAUCUCCGCCACCUUCCUACCCCCGGCGAUGGCGGCGCUGUCCCCGGCCUCCGCCGCUGCGAGCCUGUCGAUUUCUUUGGCGGGGCCGCAGGGGCAGAUCGUCGGGGGGACGGUGGUAGGGCCGCUGGUGGCGGUGGGGACGGUGGUGGUGGUUGCGGCGGCGUUCUCCAACCCGACCUUCCACCGGCUGCCGGUGGAGGACGACGUAUCGAUCUCCGUUUCCGUCUCCGGUGGAGGCGGCGGCGGCGGCCGCGAAGUGGAGGAGCACGAGCGGCACGUGCAUCAGGAGCGCCACGAACAGCGGCGCCCCCAUGUUCCGCCGCAGGUGGCGGGCCACGCCGUGGUGCCGACGGCGGAGUCGUGCGGGAUGUCUAUCUACAGCUGCCACCUUCCUUCGGAGGUCAUUUGGGCUCCGACCGCGCGUCCACCACCUUACUAAUUCUAGUAGCUCUAGACUCUAUUAUCAUCUCCUUUUCUUUAAUGUAAAAUUUUCUGAUCUUUGUUUCUAGAUUAUUAAACUCUUUUAAAUAUGUCGUAAUGUAAUGGCCUAGCUUGCUGGUUUGGUUACACUGUAGGCAUUGUGCAUGUUAGAACUUGAGCCAAGGACUCCAGCUUUAAAUCCUCC
Elaeis guineensis (African oil palm) is the source of this 1514-nucleotide messenger RNA. RefSeq names its product AT-hook motif nuclear-localized protein 17. Gene Ontology annotation, cellular component: nucleus. Gene Ontology annotation, molecular function: minor groove of adenine-thymine-rich DNA binding; DNA-binding transcription factor activity. Lineage: Eukaryota; Viridiplantae; Streptophyta; Magnoliopsida; Arecales; Arecaceae. The record is from RefSeq and is a predicted model, not a curated record.